UGAAUUACUCAUUAGCAAAAGGGGGAAAAAUACUCCAUUGGAUGCAAGCUUGGGAUUGUCCAUGAAGCUUUCUUAUCAUUAGAGGCAUUCUCUGAUAUUGCUGACACUGAAACAUUAAAAGAAAAUUUGAGAAGCAAUGUGCCUCCUGAAGCUGCCGAUAGUUCUCAUUGUACUCUCGGUUGCAUUAAACCAUCUGAAAGCUACUCCCAUUAAAAGUCACCAGAUGGAAAAGCGGAAAUGCAACACUGCCACAUGUGCGACUCAACGCCUGGCAAAUUUCUUAGUUCGUUCCAGCAACAAUCUUGGUGCCAUUCUCUCACCUACCAAUGUGGGAUCCAAUACAUAUGGCAAGAGGAACACAGCUGAGAUUUUAAAAAGGGGACCAUUGAAUUGCUUACCCCUUUAGAGGUCAAUAUAUCUCUACAGUUCUUAUUGUUUCAUGUAUAAAUAUCCUAGUGACUUUCUGUGUAAUUUAACAUCAGCAUGAAGAUGAAUUUUUAUGUUUCAUGUUUAUUGCCAGUACAUAUAAAUUGUCAUGGUAAUAAUUGUUUUAAAUUUAAUGCUAAUUAAGAUCCCAUAAUAAAAAAGUCAAUGUCUUUAAAAAUGUUCUUGCCAUCGAUUUUUAUUUUGAAAACAUAUUUAAAAAUCAUGAUUUUGCCUAUAUCUUUAUGACAUGAGUUUGAAAACAAAAGAGGAAAUGGUGUUUGGAAACUUGGUAAAUUGUAAAUAGCUGAGAGUAAAGUUAAGAACAUUAAAAAACAGCAAUUAUAAGGACCCUGUUAAGCAAAUCCUUUUUGCAUUAGAUUUAUGAAAUGAGAUAAAAUGCUAUUUAAAAAAUUAAUUAAUCUUUGCGCCUGACUCAGUCAAAUUAUUUUUUGAAAUUAUAUUCUUUGUUGUACGUGCUGGUACUAGAGGUUAUUUAAAAAGUAUAAAAGCAAUUGUGUAUGAGGGUUUCAUUGUGUGUUAUUAUUGAUGAGCUUUUAUUAAACAUAUAUGCCCUUCAUUCUGUUCAAAUGGCUUUCAUCAAAUUUCAGUCAUAUUUUGAUGCAGGGUAUUGCAAAAGCAGCUUGUGUUCCUAUUAAUCAUGUAUGUCUUCAAUUAAAAGACCACAGAUUUGUGGAAAAUAUAUAUUGUAUGGUAACUUAUUUUGUUUGUUAAACUAAUUGGAUAUUUCUGGCAGAUGUUACAUGUAUAUGAUAUACUUUUCUUGGAGGAAGCUGUUGAAUUGGACAUGAAAUAUAAAAUUUCCCUCUAAGUCUGAUUCCUACAGGGGUAUCUGCUUUCCCCUGACCAUGAGUUAGUUACCUUUGGAAGUAGCAUUGACUCAGACGAACUGCUAUUGUGUUUUUUAUGCCAUUUCUAGAGGCAUUAAAUUUGUAUUAAAAAAAAUAGGAAAAAAAAGGAUCUCAAUCUUAGUGGGAAUCUGACUCAUGGACUUGACUAAUACAUUAAAAUUUCCCCUUAUGAAGUGUGCCUUAGAUUACCAUAUUAUAGUUGUGUGUGUGUAUGAGUGUAUAGAAACAGGAUAUGAUAUUUAUGAUGAUUUUAUAUCAUAAGUUGCAUGCUGAAAUAAAUAAAUGAAUGUAUAAAUUCCUAUUUGUGAUAUUCAGCUAUCAACCCUUCUUUCAAAGUGGAUUUGAGCAACAUUUUAAAUUGAGUGUGAUUAAGUUACAAUUUCUUAAACUUACUUAUUUAAAUUUUUCCUGUAAUAGUCUACUUUAAAUAAAAUUCUAUUGCAUAUCACUUCUA
Messenger RNA from Ailuropoda melanoleuca (giant panda), 1749 nucleotides. It is a transcript of the gene IAPP, whose product is annotated as islet amyloid polypeptide. Gene Ontology annotation, cellular component: extracellular region. Gene Ontology annotation, molecular function: hormone activity. The transcript is spliced from 3 exons. NCBI's taxonomy places the organism in Eukaryota, Metazoa, Chordata, Mammalia, Carnivora, Ursidae. The coding region runs from base 137 to 406 and encodes 89 amino acids. The record is from RefSeq and is a predicted model, not a curated record.